Messenger RNA from Drosophila grimshawi, 683 nucleotides. RefSeq lists its product as uncharacterized. NCBI's taxonomy places the organism in Eukaryota, Metazoa, Arthropoda, Insecta, Diptera, Drosophilidae. Bases 369 to 683 code for a protein of 104 amino acids. The record is from RefSeq and is a predicted model, not a curated record. The transcript is spliced from 3 exons.
UGCGCUAACGCACUCGGGUUAUUUACAUCCCUGUUUCUUGCGGCUGGACGCGUGCAUAUUUUUUGUUGGCAACCAAUUAAUCAAAUUAUUGCAAGCCGCGCGAAGUUACCGAAGACUAGCGAUUAAAUACACAUAUUGCCAAUUGAACAAAGUUUUAUUUAGUGUUACCGCUGUCGUUGGCGCUGUGGCAUUUGGAAUAUGAGUGAUACGCGAUCUUGUGCGUCAACUGAAAGCGUCGAAGGAGUCCAACGAGAAGUGCCUGCCAGGCGACGUUGAGAUAGUGAAGGAGUCGGAGAAGGAGAAAAAGAAACUCCAAUAGCACCAGGAGAAGGAGCUACAACAAUUGAUUGGUUUAUCAAAACAACAGGAUGCCUGAGACACUGCCAGCAACGGCAACGGUGAGCGCCAGCAGCAUCGAUUGCACAGUUGCUGUGCUGAAGGUGCCCACGCCUACCAUGCAAAUGCCUGAGGCGUGCAAUCUGCAGAGCUUGGGCCUCAUAAUGGAGCCGAACAACAUUAAUAUCGAACUAAAUCCUGCGGCAACAACGUCUGGCUUUAAGUUCGCCACUGGAAGAGAUCACAGUGGAAAGGGCAUUCCCGAAACGAUAUCAGCUGUUUAUUUCAUAAAGUACAUUGUUCAAAUUACAUACUCAUCAAUUUUACUAAGUCAUGGACUUAAUUAG